UAUGCCUUUUCCAUUCCAGUGUCAACUCAAGUCUCGUCGACCAAGCAGGUCUCCUAUUCACACAGCAGCAGCCCCUUCUUCCCGCCAUUCUCAGCACGCAGCCACACGGUAUCACGCUCCGGUUAGCGCGUGAUUAGUUGUUUCACAAGUCACGAGAUCGGAUCAGCUCACCCUGUCUGCAGUUUAUUUCUGCCUUCCCCCAGCUUUUGUCGCCUGAUCCGAUCGCUUCUCGUCCUGGGUUAAUUCUCCCAUGGCCACCUCCUCGCUAACCGCCGCUCGCGUGCUGGCGUGCCCGUCACGCACGGCCUCACGGCUCGCUCCGAGAAGCGCGCCACGUUUCGUGUGCGUGUCCGUCGGACCUUCCUCCACCCCGCCCUCCUCCUCCUCAUCCGCGUUUCCCGCCACCGCAAAGUCCGGCAGCUGCUGCGGCUCCGGUUCGACCGGAUCAGUCUCAGCAGCAGCAGCAUCCGCAGCCGCGACUGCCGCGCCGCCUGCCACGUCAACCACAGCGCCCGCAUCGCCACAGCUGUCUCCCUCGCUGACGUCUGCAGCGAGCGAAGCGGCGGCGUACGCCAUGGCGAACCCGCCGAGAACGGACUGGACGAGGGAGGAGAUCCAGGCGAUCUACUCGUCGCCGCUGCUCGACUUAAUCUUCCACGGGUCGCAGGUGCAUCGCGCGGUGCACGGCAACCGGGAGGUGCAGCAGUGCACGCUGCUGUCCGUGAAGACGGGCGGGUGCUCCGAGGACUGCUCGUACUGCGCGCAGUCGUCGCGCUACGACACGAGCCUGGAGCCGGGCAAGUUCAUGCCCGAAGACCAAGUGAUCAGCGCUGCUAAGAAGGCGAAGGAGAGCGGCAGCACGCGCUUCUGCAUGGGCACGGCGUGGCGCGGCGCCACGGGGCACACGGACGACUUCAACAAAGUGCUGGGCUACGUGCGCACCAUCAAGGGCAUGGGCAUGGAGGUGUGCUGCACUCUUGGAAUGCUGACGGAGCAGCAGGCGGUGCAGCUGAAGGAGGCUGGGCUCACCGCUUACAACCACAACCUCGACACGUCGCGCGAGUUCUACCCCAACGUCAUCAGCACGCGCACCUACGACGACCGCCUGCAGACCAUUGCCUAUGCUCGCAAUGCGGGAAUCUCCGUGUGCUCUGGAGGCAUCAUUGGAAUGGGCGAGGCAGAGGAGGAUCGAGUCGGAUUGCUGUAUGAGCUGGCAACCCUGCCCCAGCACCCAGAGAGCGUGCCAGUCAACCUCCUCGUCCCCAUCCCCGGCACCCCCCUCGAGAGCCAACCGCGCGUGCCCAUAUGGGACGUGCUGCGCAUGAUUGCUGCCGCCCGCAUCGUCAUGCCGCAGGCCAUGGUGCGCAUGUCCGCCGGGCGGCUUGGCUUGUCUGUAGCGGAGCAGGCGCUCUGCUUCUUGGCCGGCGCCAACUCGAUUUUCACUGGUGAACGGCUUCUGACGACGGCGAAUAAUGACAAGGAUGAGGAUGCAGAGAUGUUUCAGCUGCUGGGACUGCUUCCUAAGCCUGCUAAUCUGUCCCUCUAAGACAUGUGAUUCUUAAAGAUUUCCAAAGUUAUUGUAAUGAUGACGUACCAUAUGAGCUCAGCUAAAAGACUCCCCGAAGGCGAGCCUAACCUGAAUGGGGGGUUGUGUUGUGUGGAUUUUUUUUUGAAGGGACCAAGCUGUUGCAGAGC
Messenger RNA from Closterium sp. NIES-67, 1695 nucleotides. Lineage: Eukaryota; Viridiplantae; Streptophyta; Zygnematophyceae; Desmidiales; Closteriaceae. The record is from the annotation of a GenBank genome assembly.